AUGGCAAUAUGGCCCUUCGGUCGCAAGGGCAAGCGGCCGAGGAGUCAGAUGAAGGCCUCCGAUGCUGCUGACCGCCGACUGUCGCUGGAAGACCCUGUUGACAAGCUUCCGACACUCGUGGCACGAAAGCCGUCUCGCAAGCGAUCGAAACGCGACAAGCACCGAAGUGCCGGCUCCUUGCGUCAACAGUCAUCUCCUCCUCCUGCUCCUCCGCCUCGUGCCGCUGCAGCUGAGCCGGAACGUGCCGCGGCGAGACCUAUCCCUUUUGCCUACAAUCUCGACAAUCAGACGUCCCUUUCAAGUAUUGGCCAGGAUAAUUUUACUGUUGCUCGCCCAACGCCAAUGCUACAAAGGCGCUCCAAUUCUACUGCUACUAAGGGUACUACACUGAAGAAGCGGCUUAGCAAACGCUCAGCUCGAGAUAUACAACGGGAGCAAGAGAUCAAAGCAUUGAGCUCUUCGCCGCCUCCUAACCCUCCCCAUGCCGCCGCAACAUGGGGCUAUCUUGCAUCUGAUAUCCGCCGCGGGCCAAGCGUGCAUAGUCGUAAUGCGGACCAUCAUGCCUCCAACCAAAGUCUUCCCAUGGAUUCUCGGUCAUCCAUGUCGGAGAGUUCUGAUUAUUUAUAUACGUACAAGGUCAAUGCUCUUGCUGUUUUGGCGCCACGGCCAAUCAUCCGAUAUUCCGAACACCACAACAAACUUCCUCCACGAAGCGCGAAUCCCUCGUCCAACUCCAUGCGCCAUCGCGCCGACGAGGAGGACUGGAAUUCACAUAAGAGAGUCGCCGAGCUUGCCGAUGAUUUGGAUGCUACUGCAUUGAGAGAGCUUCUGGAAAGAGAUCGUCGACGGAAGGAAAAGAAGCGUCAACAAGAGCAAGAAAGGAAACAGCGCCGCUUGCAACGAAGACUUGAGCGUGAACACGAGCAGCCCGGAUCUGAGAAUGCCGACGGAUUGGGGAUUAUGAAAAACAACAGCAACAAUGAAGAAGAAACAGAAGCUCAUGAGCUGCGCGGCCGAGACAAAACUCCAUCUCCCGCUACAUCUUCGAAGCAAUUUCAUCCAGAAAAUAACAUCGAGGAAGAGGAUAGUGCCUAUGUGCAGUCGGGAUCAUGGUUACGAGAGUCGUCCAAAGACACGCAAAAUCGCGAGAACCGCUUUUCUGAUAUUUCAGCCCACGUUAUUGGGAAUAUUGAUGACCGGUCUAUUCGAGCUGGAAAAUUGGUUCAUGAUGUCAAUGCACAGUCAGAAGAUGAGGCCUCACGACACCGCUCUCCGUUGUACCAGGCUGUUGCUAGCACGAGUUCCGCUCGUAUGAGCAGUGUAGCUCAGGAGUCAUUUUCGGACCUUUCGCGCACAGAGAUCUCUGAAAAGCGCCUCUCCGACACGAGUAGCAGUAGGCGCAUGGCUUCUUGGAUUUCUUUCUUCCGCCGUCCCAGUCUACGCAAGAGAAGUUCGAGAGAGGUUGACGCGCCGCCUUCUGAGUUUUCCAACACGUCUCGAGAUUCAUUCAUGAGGACACAAUCGCAUACCAAGCCAGCCGUGCCAAUUCCCAUUCCCGAGAGGAGUUUUCGCCGGACGGGCACUGUGUAUCGGUCACAGUCCAAAUUUGUGGAACAUCUGGGGGAUUAUCCUAUCUCACCACCUGAUUCCCGCAUGCAGUCUCCGACUCCCGCCCCUCUCGAAGCGGUUGUGGACAUGCCCGCUGUGGACGAGUUGGAAACUGGUCCAAGUCCACGUCGGUCUUUUACUGAUGUGGAAGAAGAAUACAAAUACGAGAACGAGAAUGAGAACCAAAAUGAUGAUGGGCGAAGUCGUCCGAUGUCAUGGGAUGAUAACAGCGUCAUGCUGUCACAGUCCUUGGCGUCGAUUGACUCGGAGGGCUCAUGGAUGUCCGGGAACUUUCUACGACGGAUUUCACAGCAACAAAACUCAAACAACUAUACAUCGUGGCGCAGCAGUACCGGAAAGAAAAUGCUUAUGAAAUACGACGAGGCUGAAGAAAACGACGAAGAAGGUCUUGCUAGCGACGAAUAUCUGGAUGAAUUAGCUGAGGAAUCCGCAGAGGAAGAGUCUAACUCUAUCCCUGAUGUGCGGAGAGCUAGCAGUUCGGCGAGGGGACCGGCCAACACCGAUGGUUUGAGCGAAGACAGCAGCAGACCAUCUUCAAAGGACAACACAAGCGGUUUGGAAACCUGGCAUGGAGUAGUCCUGGAGAGGAAACCGACGGUGGUACGUCGUGCAUCCGGCCGAGCGCGCAUAGUGUCCAACGAGGUAGUGCUCGGUGAUUACGACAUGCUGGAUACCUCGUCCAUCGUGGACGAAGACAACGCAAGUCCAAUCAGCCAAGAGAGCGAGACUGUUGAGGUCAAGCGUGCAUUGAGUGUGGACCUCGGCCGUGGCCACAAACACGCUCGUCAGAUCAGCGCGGGGAGUGCCAAACUACUAGACAUCCCGCGUCGAGCGUCUGUUGGUUCGUCGAGACAGUAG
Molecule: messenger RNA, 2487 nt
Organism: Talaromyces atroroseus
Lineage: Eukaryota; Fungi; Ascomycota; Eurotiomycetes; Eurotiales; Trichocomaceae
Exons: 1
Coding region: 1-2487 (828 amino acids)
Source: RefSeq, a predicted model, not a curated record